Messenger RNA from Chironomus riparius, 1803 nucleotides. The record is from the annotation of a GenBank genome assembly. NCBI's taxonomy places the organism in Eukaryota, Metazoa, Arthropoda, Insecta, Diptera, Chironomidae.
AUGGACAUACGAUCAUUAAACGAUGUUCAAAAACAAUUGUUUGAGCGCAUAAUACAGAAAUUGAUCGCUCGAAAUCAAUGCACUCCUAGUGACAUAAGUAAUACACAAAAGUUGCUUGAUAGCAUUCGCGAUACUAAAAACUUCCACAUGAUUAUGGAAAAAAUUAAAGAAUGUGGACAAAUUGAGUUGGAUAACUUUGAUGAAAGUUUCAAAGAAGAAAAUGGAUAUUGCAUGAAAGAUUCUAAGAAGUAUACGGGACAAACAUUAACACCUCGACAUACAAUAGACGCUAUUUUAGGAUUAAAUGAUCGCUGUGAUAACAUUGGAGACGAAAAAUAUCACUUAAAUUAUCCACAACAAAUAAUAGCUGAUCAGCAUGCUCAUCAUUAUUCAUUAAACCAAUACAAAACAAUCGAUCACCAUAAUCAACAAACAGCAAAUAGUAAUCACAGUGAAAAUAAUAAAGAUGAUGAGCCAAACAAUAAUAGUAGUAAGAAUACAUCAUCUUCGUCAUCAUAUGAUGAUACAAUCGAUUACGAUGAUUCUAUUCAAAAUCAUGACAUAAAGGAAACAUCACAAGUUUUAAAGAAAAAUACUGCAGUGUUGGAUGGAGAAAAUUUAAAAUACAAAUGUAAUGAUUUUAUGAAAAAUUUUCCAACUCGAAAUCCGUACGACGAUCAACAACACCAAACGCCUUACAAUGGCAAUAUAGUUAGUGGAAAUUCAAAUGAUGACUACCGUAUAGCAUCAAUAGAUGAUAGAAAAGUAAAUGAAGAUGGAAACUCAAAUGAAAUGCGAAUGAAUUAUGCAUCUAGUGAUGAUAUGAAUCUAAAUACAGUUUCGAGUGAUCAAGGUGAAAAACUUAAUUCUGGAAGUGAAGAUGAAGAUGAUUCAUGUUCCAAAAAGAAACAUAGAAGGAAUCGCACAACUUUUACAACAUAUCAAUUGCAUGAACUAGAAAGGGCAUUUGAGAAAAGUCAUUAUCCUGACGUCUAUUCACGCGAAGAACUUGCCAUGAAAGUUAAUUUGCCCGAAGUUAGAGUUCAGGUUUGGUUUCAGAAUCGCAGAGCAAAAUGGAGAAGACAGGAAAAAUCUGAAAGUUUAAGGCUUGGACUAUCUCAUUUUUCACAACUACCACAUCGUUUAGGAUGUAAUGGAGGCAUGAAUAUGCCCGUUGAUCCAUGGCUUUCACCGCCUUUACUUACCGCUUUACCAGGUUUUUUGUCACAUCCACAAAACGUAUAUCCAAGUUAUCUUACUCCACCACUUAGUUUAAAUCCAUCCAACAUGAAUAUGGGUCAGUUAAUGUCACAUCCAAAUGGCUCGAUAAGAAUUUCACCACAGAAUAUACAACCGCCUUCUCAUUUGCCUCCAGCUGCAAUACCUACAAGUUCAGCUUCAACAAUUCCAAUGAUGGGAAAUCAGCAAGUUAUGGUUCAACAUUCAUCAUCAAUGAGUCCAUCAUCAAGUAUGCACUCAAUGAGAUCACCAUCACCUGACAAGAAAAACUCUGUAGAAAUUAGAGUAGAUAGUCCAGUUGAUGAUCGCUUAAAAGAAGGCAGUGCAUUAAAUAUGACAAUAAGUUCCAGUCCAACAGUAAAUGCGGUCACAACAGAUAUACGAACAAAUUCAAUUGCAGCUCUUAGAAUAAAAGCUAAAGAGCACCUCGAGAAUAUUAAUAAAAAUCUAACAAUGGUAUAAUUAAUUGAGUGUAAUGUAAAUUGAAUAUUUUCUGAAUUUAAUAAAACUCUUAAGAUUAGCAAAAAUAAAUAGAUUAAUUAAGUUGAAAGGAAAACAAAUUGG